Messenger RNA from Carassius auratus (goldfish), 1347 nucleotides. RefSeq names its product dynein regulatory complex subunit 9 (gene drc9). Gene Ontology annotation, biological process: cilium organization; sperm axoneme assembly. Gene Ontology annotation, cellular component: cytoplasm; sperm flagellum. The transcript is spliced from 9 exons. The coding region runs from base 122 to 1165 and encodes 347 amino acids. The record is from RefSeq and is a predicted model, not a curated record. Lineage: Eukaryota; Metazoa; Chordata; Actinopteri; Cypriniformes; Cyprinidae. Gene Ontology annotation, molecular function: protein binding.
UACGGCAGCACAUGUGACUCUUCUUUUCCACGGUUGAUUUAUUUGUUGUUUUAGCUUGAUAGAAAGGAACCCGUUACUUAUUUUCCUUUAUUUUCCUGUCUGUCUGGUCAGAUUAAGCAAUAUGAUGUCUGUAGAUGUGCUCAGAGCGUGUGCUGUGCUGCAGGACUGCGCUGAUCAGUUGGCUGUGUUAGGAAAUAUUAUACACCACGGAUCGGACACUAAGCAAAGGACCGAACUGCAUCUGAAAACAGCUCGACUGAUGGCUGGGAGCAGUUUUUCUGAUUUCACAGGAGAAUUACACCAAUCCCAAAAACAACUUAGUAUUCAGGAGAGGCUAUUUACUCCUGACAACCUGGCCAAAGUGCAGAAAGACAGGCAAUUUGUGUCAGAUGUGAUAAAUGGGCUAAUGGUUGACCUGCAGGAGAAGAACUCUUUUCAGAGUCUCUUUUCGGCAGUAGAAGAGCAGCGAAAGAAGAAAGCCCAGCUUCUGGACAUAAUAAACAGGGAGGAAGAGGGUCGACUCAGGAUUAAAGCACUGCAGAAAGAGUUACUUGACAUUCACAAGCAAAAAACAGAGGAGUGUGUGAGGCUUGAAGAGUUGGUGGCCUACCUGAGAGACCAGGUACAGGACAUAAGAGUGCGGUCAAACCGACAAGGGAAAUUCGUGAAUAGCUGUGCUGAACAGCUGGUCUGCCAGGGACUGAAAGUCAACAGUCAGAAAGAGAAGGAACUGGAGGAUGAAGUCGGGAUCCUGCAAGAGAGAACUGAAGAGGAAAAGAAUGUUCACAAUGAGUUGGAGACUUUCCUUAAAAGACAGCAUGCAAACUUACAGGAGAAGUUACAGUUUUGGAUCCAGCGGUAUGAAAAAGACAUGGAGAAGAAGGAGCAAGAGAUCACUGCUCUACAGAAUAAAAGAAACGUCAGCCAGGCACGAAUUCAGGAGCUGUCCAAGAAGUGCAGAGACAUGCAAGAAGUUAUCAUUGAGGACAGAACAGAGAAGGAACACUUGCGUGCACAGCUAGAGAAGGAGCAGAAGGAGAGAGAUGCAGCAACUAAGAUCCAGGCCUGGUGGCGAGGGACUCUUGUACGUAAAGGAUUGGGUUCUCCUAAGAAAGAUAAAUCCAAGUCUAAAGGUGGCAAAAAAGGCAAAAAGAAGAAGAAAUAAUUACUGUGACAAUAUUUUUUGUCAGUUUUUAGUGGCUGCAUUAUAUAAAAUAAUUACAAUAGCCAAGUAAAUCUUUGCAAGAGCAGUAAAAGAGUGAGAGUUUCUAAAUCAAAAGUGUGUUAUAAAUCACAGAGAUGUGGGUUUAUAUACAAACAAUGGAAAUAAAAAUUAACUAGAACAAG